Molecule: messenger RNA, 961 nt
Organism: Porites lobata
Lineage: Eukaryota; Metazoa; Cnidaria; Anthozoa; Scleractinia; Poritidae
Source: the annotation of a GenBank genome assembly
AUGUAUAUAGAGGCGUCACCUGUGCGACAAGGUGAAAACGCAAAACUUCAAGUUUCAGUUUCUGGAAAUGGCGCAGCAGCUUGCCUGGUUUUCUUUUAUCACAUGUAUGGUGAUGCCAUAGGGACUCUUAAUGUUUAUAGCGGAAAUGAGUUGGUUUUCAUUGUAUCUGGGAACCAGGGAAACUAUUGGAUACGAGCAAGGAAAACAAUUCAUUUGCGACACGAUGUAAGUUUCUGAAGUUUAAUGAACUUCAGUUCUCAAGGAAACGCGACUGUUGGAUUAGUCUUGGUUAAAUUUCAGACGACUAAAAUCUGUACACUACAUAUAUCUUCAGAGAUCGGUUGAAAAGUCUAAGUGCAUAAAAGGAUCUAUCAUAAAUGGACUUGCCAAUCCCUCUUCCGUUUAUUUAUUUAUUUAUUUUUUUUUUAAGAUCCUCUUCGGUUUCUUCGCACAAAAAUUGAAAUUAUAUGAGAAAGAUGAUUUUUCAGUCGGUGACACAGGCGGCUUGGAGAAAAAAUAUUCGAGUUCUCCUAAUAGGAGUCGAACCAUGUAAUGACCUUGUGGUAACCACUCCAGAUACUUUACCACUUAUCUACAAAAGAGUCGUGGGAGCUACCCUGCAUAAUGCUGGGACUAAAAGCCGAUAUGUGCUUAUGCGCCAUGACAGAGACUGAUCUAAAUUCACCAUUCGGCAUGUGAAUGUUACCUUUUUCCCUCUCUAUUACCUCUCUUUCAUAAUCACGGCUUUCUUUUCUUUUCUUUUUUUUCACUUUGAAUUCAGUUUCCACUUGCAGCAAACCAAUUUAAUUUCCUUUUAGAGUGCUUGAAUAAUUCCCAAUGCCUUUUACUCUAUUUAUAGGUAUCCUUUGAAGGUAUUGUGGGGUCGUCUUAUACGGGAGAUAUCGCUAUCGAUGAUGUGACAAUUUUCAGUGGAAGCUGUUAUAGUCCUACUGUGUUGCUG